AUGGCGCAUCAAGCUUGCCCAGUCUCUCACGCAGCCCUGAAACGACUAGAGCUGACGACUGGCCCUUCCCAUAAGGUGUUCAUACCAAAUUACAAUGCAGCACAACUGACUUUCUCACUACAGCGACAGCAAUCCAGCUCUUUCAUUCGCGAGCCUCUUGUUCUGGUAAUUCAUAAAGACAGCAAGCUCCUAAUCUCCAUCCGAUUGACUGAUGUUCUGCGGAAUGCAAGCAUUGCAUCUCAUGUGAUAUCAGCCGAACCAUCAGCAUCAAUCGUAUGCGUAAAAGUCCCCAGCCCGGACUGCACAGUCACCGCGCACUUCGAAAAUGCCAGGGACUUCCACGUCUCCGUCUACGUUCUCGAAAGAGCUGGGUUCGCUGUCAAUGGCAAUCUCCGACCUUCUCUUAGCUUCAUCGAUCCGAUACUCCGCCCAAGCUCUGAAAAUCUCGCUCCUAUAAGACUAUCAUCACUAACAACUUUCCCGUCCAUGAGCCAGCCGGAGGUUUUCUCCCAGAACCCGGUCGCCAGUCGUAGCCACACCGAUCCUUCUGCGAGUAAUUUGGUACUAAGGACAGAGUCGGUCCCAACUCAAAAUUUUAGCAGCUCAAUUCCAUCGACCGUGGCGUCGCAAUAUGCCGUUGAUCUCAAUCCAUACAGCCACUUCGCUGCCACUAGAGUGAGCGCAGCCUCUCCGGCCCAUGAUUAUCACUCGAGAAGCAAUUCUCUGUUGGAUGCUAGUCAAACGGGUGCUAGCAAAAUUGCUUCGCCCUUGCAUACUCGGUCAAAAGGAACUUCAGCAAUACCGCAUUCUAGGACGGACCCGCCCCUUACAAUGCACAGCAAUGAUGACACUUUAAGAAACAGGCUUGCUGUUGAGCAGCUUGACGACGAUUCUUUGAAGAAAGCCUCUGACUUCCGACAAUAUAUGCCUCAGGUGCGAAGGCUACCAUUCGUGCAGACAAAGCGUAAAGCAAGCGACAUCAACGCGGCUGAGAAGCCCGCCGUCGAGCGCACAGUCCUCGACAGUUUGAAUUCGGAAACAGAAACCGGAAGCGACGCGGUUAUUGGUCAACCAGCCAAGAAAGAAAAAUUGAACAAGAAAGUCACAGAAGUGAGGGCGACUACAAAAAUUCAGCCUCAGAAGCCGCCACGAACCAAGGUUCAAUCGAGAAGCCGCCAUAAAACUGUGACCAGAGAAGAUACAAAGAGACCAGCGCUGAAAAUGUUACCAGUAAAACCAGCCAGCAAUAUCCUUUCUCCCACUUCGAAACUAUCUGCAAAGACAAUAUCACCAAAACCUUCGGCUUGCGCAAACCGAAAGGAAAAGCGGCCACCAGAGAAGGUGGCCUGUGCAAGCGAGAGCCGUGCGAAGAAGAAUCAAUCUAGAAAGCAAGCCACGAGCGCCACAUCAGCACCAAUAUGUCUCAAGCCGAUCGAAAAACGGAAGCCUACCAAGUCUACCAAGUCUACCAACACGAAAGGUACAGCGGGUUCCUCGAGUUCAAUGCCCGAUAACGCCGCGGACUUGGCAGAAGCAGGCUCACGCUCGCCAGAAAACAAGACUGGUUCAAAAAAAGAAGUCGAAUGUCCUAGUCAUGAAGCCAAUAUUUACAAAGGGAGUUCGCAGGUAGCCGAGGCUGAAACUAAUUCUACACUCCUAAUCACGGAAUCUGCAGUUCUCGACGCCUUGAAGAAGAUGUCCUGGCAAAUAAUAGAUCAGUACGAAGCAGAUCUUUCUUACGGCGCAAACAGGUUCGAGAUCGCUCAAUACUAUGUGGACAAUCUAUACAAUACUCGAUUUGACUUUUGGCAUGGUAAAUUGGCAGAGCUAGACAAUGUUGUUCCUUUCCAUGCCGGACAGAUGAUAUAG
Beauveria bassiana ARSEF 2860 is the source of this 1869-nucleotide messenger RNA. RefSeq lists its product as uncharacterized. The coding region runs from base 1 to 1869 and encodes 622 amino acids. Lineage: Eukaryota; Fungi; Ascomycota; Sordariomycetes; Hypocreales; Cordycipitaceae. The transcript has 2 exons. The record is from RefSeq and is a predicted model, not a curated record.